Molecule: messenger RNA, 3007 nt
Organism: Onthophagus taurus
Lineage: Eukaryota; Metazoa; Arthropoda; Insecta; Coleoptera; Scarabaeidae
Gene: l(2)41Ab
Product: lethal (2) 41Ab
Biological process (GO): axoneme assembly
Cellular component (GO): cytoplasm
Source: RefSeq, a predicted model, not a curated record
GACAGUAAAAAUGGCUAGCGGAAGCGGUGAUAACGGCGAAAAAGUUGAAAAAGUCGAUAAGGGUGAAAACGAUGAUGAUUCUUUGGAUAAAAGCUUUGAUUUUUUCGAAAAUCAACCCCCGGUUGUGAUUAAAAAAUAUUUUGUUACAAAGCGCGAAGACGGUGAUGGAGAUUCUCAACCGGGAUCGCCUCGCGACGACGAAAAGGACGAAGAAACCAAGAAAAAAGAGGAAGAAGAAGCUAAAAAGAAAGCAGAAGAAGACGAUGAAGCCGCAAACGCGGUCUUAGAACCCGAACAUCCGCUUUUACAAAAGUUUCAACUCGCCUUAAAAGAGCACCUUUUAAGGCAAAUCGAACAUUUAAAAAACGAAGCUUUCGAAUACGAAGCCGGGGCUAAACUAAAAAUCGGGGAGAAAGAAUCUUUGGGUACUCAAGCUUACGAAUUUCAAUUGGGAGUUAUAAAACAACAAAAAGAUAUCGACGAAUUCGUGAGCGAUUUGGAAAAUAUAACGGAAGCACGCGAAGAAAUGGAGAAUGAACUUCAAGAAAGCACCAAACUUUUUAACGAAGAAAAACAGCGAGAAUUCGAAGCUGAAAAGACAGAGAUCGAAUUAAGAAAGGAAGUCGAAUCGGUGCAUUUAUUAAUGAAUCAAAUGCAAGAAUGGGAAACUGACAUCGAAAGCGAAUUAAAAACGAAUCAAAGAAUUUUCGAUAAAACCAGAAAAGAUAAAUUGAAAUUUGCCGAAGAAAAACGCGAACUCGACGUUUUAGUUUAUAAAUUAACGACGGAAAUUUGGAAACUUGAAGCUGAAUUAGAAACUAUUUUGAUGCAACUUAGGGUUAAGGAGGCAGAACGUGAAACUUUGGCGCAAAAUUUAGCUAUGAGUAAUACUGAUAUUGAAGCGACGCAAGCUGAACAUCGAUGUUUAAUUCGAGGAUGGCACUCCGUUGUAAUUGCUAUUGGUGCUAGGGAUAAACAUUAUAAUCAAAUUUAUCAAGAGUUACAGACAGCAAAUGAAAAAUUAAGAAGUAUAAUAACCGAAACGGAACAAUUAAAAAAACUUUGCAAAACAGAAAUGAACAUAAACGAGUCAUUAACGAUGUUUAAAGCAAGAUUAGAAAGCGAUAUAAGCGCGUGUAGACACCAAGUUGACGUCGAAGAAUCAAAACGGCUCGCUUUGGAAAGAGCGGUAAUGCAAGUUCAAGCAAUAGUUGAUCAAACAGAACGAGAUUUACAAAAAGCAGCGAUAGAAAAUCACGUUUUAACCAAGCAAAUCAACGCAACAUUGCACGAUAUCCAAAAGUUUGAUGUGAAAAAGCACGAAAUUGAAGAAGCGAUAGUGACGGCGCUUCAAGAUCAAAUAACCAACGAUAAAGCAUCGAAAUACAUGGCGAAAACGUUGCGGGAAGUCCGAGAAAAAAAUCGGGUUUUAGAAAUAUCUUUAAGCACAACUGAAAAUAAAAACGCAAAAAUUCUUAUGGAUAUUGAGAGCCAAAAAAGGUUCAAUGCUGAACUUGAAAGUCAUUUAAAGGAGUUGUUGGUGCAACAAAACGAGGUUGAGAUGAAAUUGAAUUCCGUAAUCAGCCAAAGUGAAUAUUUGGUGAAUUUAACCGCGAAAAGAGAACGAGAUGUUCACGUUUUGAACCAAAAAUACGAGGCUUUAAUGGAAAGGGCUGGAAAUGUGGAAAGAAGUCCUCACGAAUUAAAAAUUAACGCUUUAGAACAACACAUUGCGGAAGUACAAGAAAAAAAUAAAGAGUUACAAAGAUUUUGGUUAAGAGAACAAAGCCACGUUGUAUUUUUAUCGGAACAACGCCAACAACAAAUUCACGACAGCAAUCUAUUAAGAAAACAAACAAUGAUUCUCGAGCAAAGAAAUUUAAAAGUGAACGAUGAAUUAGAUUUGUAUAAUAAACAAGAGGCGAAUAUGACGAGGUCGAUUAAAAAGUUACAAAAUCAAAUUUUAAAUUGCACCGAGCAAUUAGGGAAAAAGAAAAACAGCAAACAAUUUCUCGAUGAAGCGAAUGAAAUGUUUCAAAAUGAUUUUACUUGCCGAUUAAAAGAUUUUGAACUGUCAAUAAUAAAAUUAGAAUCGGACAUACAAGACUUACAAAACGAUAUUCAACAACUCAGCACCGACCUAAUCGAUAAAAAUCGCGAAGCUUUAGAAUGGGAGAAACAUUGGAAAAUGUUGGUUGAAACGAAAAAGAAUAUCAAUGACGCGAAAUCGGCGGGUGGGGAGGUUGGAAUGAUGAGAAGUGAAAUUCAUAGGAUGAGGGUUAGAUACGGUCAAUUAAAGAGGGCCCAAGAUAAACUAAUUCACGAUUUGGAUCAUUGCAUCUCAAGGAGGGAUGCGAUUGUAACGAACGCGGAAGCUCGAGAAAAAAAGAGCAAAACGGGACAAAGCGGGAUUAUUAUUGCGAGAAAAUUGGAUGAUGCCAAAAAUAAAUUGAAGCAAAUGCAAGAUGAUGUUGAAAAUUUGGAAGCUCAAAUAGAACGUGUUAGCGAAGAAAUUAAACAAGCUGAAGAGCAAAUCGCUGCGUUAGAAGCUGAAACUGAAAAUAUUGUACAAAAACAAGCAGAUUUAAAGGAACAAAUUGAAGAAGAAAAAACCGACAAACAAAUGAAAUUGGAUCUUCUCGCUUUGAAUCAGCGCAAAUUAAAAAUUUACGUUGAAUUAGCUAAAGGUAGAAAGCCUUUCUUAACUUAUAAAACUGAUUCGAAGAUAAUGGAGGAAUACACGAAGCAAAAAGAUAUUAAUACGCGAUUACAAGCGGUGGUUCAAGAGUUAUUGACUGAAAUUCCUGACCAUAAACACAUUUUUCAACGUAUAAUGAAUAAUUUAAAAUUAUCGACUAUUAUUUGAUUUUUUUUUGAAUAAAAGGAAAGUUGACAAAAAUUAUGGAAAGAAAAUGAAACGUGAUUUAGGUUGGGUUUGGUUUGAUUUGGAUUCGAUUUGGAUUGAUGGGUUUGUAUUAUUUAUUUCUUUUUUAUUAAAAAAAAAAUA